GUAUAACCUACAAUUUAAAUUCAAUUUUAUCACAUGACAGUUCUUUACAAACUAUCAUUGUUAUUAAUUAUUUAAAUUACUUUUAAAUAUAUUAUUAUAGAUAACAUUUAAUUUUCAAUUAUUUACGCUGUUUAUUUGUACAAAAAGUAUUUUUAAAAAUGGGUUUUCGCUGUAUUGUUUCAAAUUGUAGAGCAAGAUACAAAAAAGAGAGUUCAUUAUCAUUUUAUCAACUUCCUAAAGAUGAAAAAAUGAAGGACAAAUGGUUUUCAAUUCUUAAACUGGAUCAAAAUAAUUUAAAACUAACAACUGUUGCUCGUAUUUGCUCAAAACAUUUCACUGAUGAUUCCUUUAUUCCACGUCAUUUUGGCAGAGGUAGAUCAUUACGAGCUGAUGCUGUUCCAACUCUUUAUGUUGGUGACAAUAAUGACAGUAAAGUGGUUAGAAGAAAAAAAAAAUUUACUUCACCGAAUAUUAUUUCUGUACGAAGGCAACCAAACAUCAUUUCUGCACAUCGACAGGCAAACGAUUGCAAUGAGACACAUUCAGAUGUUGAAGAUAAUCCGUCGAUAAUAAUUUCAGAGCAAAAUGAUUCAGAAAAUGAUUCGAGAUGUACACAAGAAUUGAUUCCUGAUACUGUAACUAUAUCUGCUGUCGAUUUGACGGAUUCGGAAAAUUUACCUCGCAGACGUAAAUAUUUUGAAGGUGAUUUUAAUAUUGAUGAUAUGAAUUCACCAAAAAAAGCACGAUUUUACUUUCAACAAGCGAGAAAUCGUAUUUCUCAGCUUCAAACGCAACUUCAAUUGAUUAAAAAAAGAGCCAAGCAGUUGAAUGAUAAAAAUUUUAAAUUAGUUAUGCUAAUAGAAAAUUUAAAAACAAAUAAUGGACUUCCGAUGGAAGUAAAUACAAAACAAGAUAGUAAAAACACUAAUACAUCGCUGAGCGAAGACUGUGAAAAGAUAACAAAUAAUAAUCAAGAUAUUGAAAAUACAAUAUUUAGAUACGUAUCCAUUAAUUCAGAUGAUAAUGAAUCAACAGCAUUAUCUGUUUAUGAUAAUAAUGACAAUGAACAAGAAAAUAUGAAUAAAAUAUUCAGAUAUGUCGCUGCUAAUAGUGUCGACGAUGAUCAGUCACCAUGCAGUAUCGAACAGGAGGCUAAAAAUGUAAUAUAUCGAUAUAUUUUUAGUGAUUCAGAUCAUGAUUAUUGUCCUUGA
Messenger RNA from Microplitis mediator, 1211 nucleotides. Its product is annotated as THAP domain-containing protein 1-like. NCBI's taxonomy places the organism in Eukaryota, Metazoa, Arthropoda, Insecta, Hymenoptera, Braconidae. Gene Ontology annotation, molecular function: sequence-specific DNA binding. The record is from RefSeq and is a predicted model, not a curated record. Bases 159 to 1211 code for a protein of 350 amino acids. The transcript is spliced from 4 exons.